Molecule: messenger RNA, 1089 nt
Organism: Chanos chanos (milkfish)
Lineage: Eukaryota; Metazoa; Chordata; Actinopteri; Gonorynchiformes; Chanidae
Gene: lxn
Product: latexin
Exons: 7
Coding region: 111-986 (291 amino acids)
Molecular function (GO): metalloendopeptidase inhibitor activity
Source: RefSeq, a predicted model, not a curated record
CUCUUAUGCAACUCAGUGCUGGGUUUUGUAAACAUAUUCUCCUUAAAGGGACUCCAGAGUAAAACCCGUUCGAUUUCGCCAGUUCUUUGUUUAACCAAAGUGUGUGGAAAAUGAGUUGGUUGUGUAAGGUUUUCCUUCUAUUCCUCUCACUGGUGUGGGUGAGUUCAGCUCAUCCUAAUAACCUAAAAACGUCGCUCGUCAAAUCAGGACCUCCUGACGAGUCUGAAUCAAACAGCGUUCUUCAUUUUGAGGUGGAACUAACCAUGGAAAUUGGAGAGCUGGAGCCCAGUCACUUCCCAGCGCGGCGGGCUGCUCAGGUGGCCCUGCACUAUCUCAACACUGUGCAUGGCUCUCCUUUCAAAGCCUUUGGACUGCACAAAAUCCUUAAGGCCAGUCUGAAGGACAUGUCAGAAGCAGGGAACAAAUACCAUGUGGAAUUCUCAGUGAAGGAAAUGUUCAGCAGUAGGACUGUGGAGUCCUGCUCGGCCGAGGUGCUCUUCCCUAAGGGAGAGGAGCAGAAAUUGCCUGAGGUUCAGAUUUCCUGUGAUGGGAUGAACCAGAUCGAAACCAAUGCCGAGGAAGAGAAGUUUUUCCAGCACUACAAAAGUUCUGCAGAACCAGUGAACGCACAUCAUUUACCAGAUAGCUAUGGCAACAUUGCUAAAGAAAUGAAGCCUUUCUGGAACUUGGGCCGUGUAGUUUCUAGUUUUGUUAUGCUGAAGGAGUCCAAUGAGAGCACUCUGUACAACAUGGCUCAAGUGGAAAACGUCACUCAGCUGGAGACCCAGGAUGACCAGCUCAGGCUCCAGUACUACAUAAUACUGCAUGAAAUGGUCUCCCAGGAGAUGAUUCACUGGAAGUUGCUGGUAUCCUGGUCUCCAGCAGGGGGUGUAAAAGUGCUUGAGACAGAGUUCGUGCCAAAAUGCCAUCACUGUCACACACAGCCCACCCAUAGUGUAACACCUACACCACCCACUAACAACUGAGCCCUUGCAAACACACACAGCACAUACACACUAAUUCCAAUAUAGUGUGCACAGGUCAUCACUUUGUAAAUACUAGGUUACCCUGAUAGAGUGCUGACAGUUC